AAGGGCAUUAAAUGAUCCAUGGGCUGCCCGCGCAUUAUAAAUUUCAUCCAACGGCUUUAUCCGGUAUCGGAUUUGGAGGGAAGGUGGAGAAAAGAGAUGACAUCACUGAACUUCUUCCCUUCUACUUCCACUUCCUCUCUGAAAAACCCUCGUCUCAAUUCCACUCCAUCCCUCUCUACCUCUAGAAAUCCUGAUUGCAUCGUCGCCAGCUUCGAUCCUUUAACAAGAAAUCGAUAUUUUAAGCAAACCCAACUAACUUCUUUCUUCAAAAAUCCUAGUUUCCUAGGGUUUAAGCGCUUUUUCUAUCCAGGAACUCGCUUGAAGCGGAUCGGAUGCAAUGGAGCAAGAGAGUCUACCGAGGGGACCAAAAAUCGAUCUUUGAAAGUGGUGAAUAGCAAUGGCGGCAAUGGGGAUGGCGGUGGAGAAGAUGGUGAUGAUGGUGAGGCUGAGAAUAAGAGGGGACUCAUGCCAGAAUGGUUGAAUUUGACCUCCGACGAUGUAAAGACUAUUGUUACAGCAUUAGCUGUCUCCCUUGCUUUCCGGACUUUCAUUGCCGAGCCUCGAUACAUUCCUUCCUUGUCCAUGUAUCCGACAUUCGACGUCGGAGAUCGAAUCGUUGCUGAAAAGGUUUCAUAUUAUUUUAGAAAGCCAUGUCCAAAUGAUAUAGUAAUUUUCAAAAGCCCGCCAGUAUUGCAGGAAAUAGGAUAUACAGAAGAGGAUGUCUUUAUUAAACGAGUUGUUGCCAAGGAAGGUGAUGUUGUGGAGGUUCACAAUGGGAAGUUGCUAGUAAAUGGAGUUGUCAGGAAUGAAGAUUUCAUCCUUGAGCCACCUUCUUAUGAUAUGACUCCAAUUCAAAUACCUGCAAACUUUGUAUUUGUGAUGGGUGACAACCGCAACAAUAGCUAUGAUUCACAUAUAUGGGGACCUCUUCCUACCAAGAACAUCAUAGGAAGAUCAGUAUUUAGGUAUUGGCCAUUGACAAGGAUUGGUAACACAGUUCUUCAGCAGGGCUGUGCUGAUGAGCAAAGCAGUCCUGCACCAGAAUGAGGACUUUUGUUGGGUCACUGUUGCUGUGUUCUUCAGGUUGGAUGCUAGUUGCUCAAUUUUUUCUUGCAGAGUUCUGCCUUUCAUUGGGACGAAAGAAGCCAUUUAUUUUCUGAAGCAGGCUUCUUCCAAGACCUCUCUUUUGUCAUGAUGCGGAUGGUCCUUGUAUAUUCAUGUUUUUCAUUAUUUAGCAGGGAUAUGCCUAUUUCAUCAACCUUUUGUCUGUCAUUGUCACCCAUAUUUUACUGAUGUACUUCAUACUAUAGAGUGAAUCCACCUUGCUUAUAUGCCCA
Messenger RNA from Nelumbo nucifera (sacred lotus), 1337 nucleotides. Its product is annotated as chloroplast processing peptidase. Gene Ontology annotation, biological process: thylakoid membrane organization. NCBI's taxonomy places the organism in Eukaryota, Viridiplantae, Streptophyta, Magnoliopsida, Proteales, Nelumbonaceae. The record is from RefSeq and is a predicted model, not a curated record. Gene Ontology annotation, cellular component: chloroplast thylakoid membrane. Gene Ontology annotation, molecular function: serine-type endopeptidase activity.